AUGACCGAAUUCUAUCCACUUAUUAACAAUAGCAGAAGGCGUUCAAGCGCGCACCACUCAUUUAUAAGCACCAAGACCGUAGCCAAUGUAUUAUCCACGAUCAAACAACAUCCCUAUCGUCCACUGAUUGAUUUGCCUGUGAGGGCAACCAUUGAAGAGACACUCGACCUACUUUUAGCAGAGGAUAUCAUCUCUGUACCUGUGUAUCGAUGCGAUAAUAACAAAAAGCAUUACAUUACGAUUGUGAGCGCUUUAGACCUUUUGAAGUGGUUGAGCAACCAUACCGAUUUGGAAACCCUGCAGAGCACACGAGACAUCAUGCUCAGUCCACUUAGCGAAGCUAUUGGCAUGACGGAUGAGAGUUCUCGCUUGGUUACUAUUCGUCCGACAGAUUCACUGGAAAGUGUUAUUGCACUGUUGAGUAACAACAGUCAUCGCGUUCUUGUGCAAGGCGAGAACACUCCCGUUCUAUUGUCACAGAUGGAUAUUGUCAAAUAUUUACAUUCGCACAAUCACCAGCUGGGCGCUGCCAUUUUGGAUCUUACUGUUCCCACGAUUGUUGAAAAAGCAUUGGCACGACGUCACCAUGACCAAUCCGUCAUUUCUAUCAACUUCAAAACCACGGCCUUGGAUGCGUUUGUCGAAAUGGCCCACAGGCAAAUAGGUGCACUUCCGAUCGUGGAUGAUACGGAUACCUUGGUGGCCGACAUCAGUCCCAAAGAUUUGCGUGGUUUAAAUCGCAACCGAUUCGAUACUUUAGCAAAGCCGGUCAUCAUAUACCUCAAGACGAGCCACGGCGAACUGUGCCCUCCUUUCACUUGUCAUGAACGAUUUACUUUGUCCCAGAUAAUGGCAGCGUUUGUACUGCGGAAAGCUCAACGGAUAUGGUGGUGCAAUCAGGAUGGUCGACUUAACGGUGUUAUAACGCUCAGUGAUUUUUUGGGCACUUUUAUCGACGAAAUAUAA
Molecule: messenger RNA, 966 nt
Organism: Radiomyces spectabilis
Lineage: Eukaryota; Fungi; Mucoromycota; Mucoromycetes; Mucorales; Radiomycetaceae
Exons: 2
Coding region: 1-966 (321 amino acids)
Source: RefSeq, a predicted model, not a curated record